GUUCGCGCACAGCACUCACAAUGCAUGCGUUUUCCGGAAUUCUGUUGCUGAUUUUUUUAAUCGGCGUGUUGGGCGAAUACUGCGACAAUGGAACAGGGGAGUGUAAGGACUUGACACCUACUGACUGUCCAGUAAUAUUCUACAACCAGCACCUGAUUGGAUCCGAGGUCAAGUACUGCGACGAGUUUAACGAUAUUGUCUGUUGUCCGUUACCGCUGGAUCAUCAAAACCUAAAGCCUGUUGAGCAGACGAGGCCUUUUGAGAAGCAGUGCAAGCAGUACAAUGAGGCCAGAACUGCCUGUCGCUCCACGCCCUUCAUUGUGGGCGGCACAAAGGCGUCUGGUCGGGAGUUCCCCUUCAUGGCGCUGAUCGGCACGCAACGGGCUAACAAGUCUAAGAUCAAUUGGGACUGUGGUGGUUCUGUGGUGCACCCAAAAUUCGUACUGACAGCGGCCCAUUGCCUGGAGACAGAUGAAUCAAAAGAGGAACGAUUGGACCCAAGCUUCGAUUCGCCCAAGUUUGUUGUCCGUCUGGGUGACCUUGACUACAACAGCACUACCGAUGAUGCUGACGUUCAGGAUUUCCGGGUGGUUAACUAUGUAGUGCAUCCGGGCUAUGAUACUGAGGACGAGGAGAGAGGAUUUAAAAAUGACAUUGCUUUGGUGGAACUAGAUCGGGAGGCGGUAUUUAACGAUCAUGUUGCGGCAGUUUGCCUUCCGCCCAGCAGCGGAAACGAGAAUGAACAAGUAACAGCCGCUGGCUGGGGAUUCACUGCGGAUGGCGUAAAGUCAUCUCACCUUUUGAAGGUCAGCCUUCAGAGAUUCACGGACGAGGUGUGCGAGAAACGCCUACGUUUUAGGAUUGAGACGCGCACCCAGUUUUGUGCAGGCUCAAUGACUAGUGAGGCAGACACCUGCAAUGGCGACUCUGGAGGACCUAUCUUCGUGCAGCAUCCUAACUAUCCGUGCCUGAAGCAAGUGAUCGGUAUUGUCUCAUACGGACUGGUGUGUGGUUCCCAAGGUCUUCCGAGUGUCUACACCAAAGUCCACCUAUUCACUGACUGGAUCGAGAGUAUAGUGUGGGGCACUUGAUCAUUAUCACCAAUCAUGACAAUACCAGUCAAAACUUCCGUAGUCCGACCAAAAUGAAAUCGAACCCUGAAGAUUUCAUUACGCAAAAUUGAUUUAAUUUUUAAUUGUACUAAACUACUAAAUAAACUUCUUCGGUUUAUAAGGUUUAAAUACCAAAA
Drosophila eugracilis is the source of this 1249-nucleotide messenger RNA. Its product is annotated as serine protease snake. Gene Ontology annotation, molecular function: serine-type endopeptidase activity. The transcript is spliced from 3 exons. The record is from RefSeq and is a predicted model, not a curated record. Bases 21 to 1091 code for a protein of 356 amino acids. Gene Ontology annotation, biological process: proteolysis. Lineage: Eukaryota; Metazoa; Arthropoda; Insecta; Diptera; Drosophilidae.